This is a messenger RNA of Aedes albopictus (Asian tiger mosquito), 1879 nucleotides long. RefSeq names its product matrix metalloproteinase-19-like. Lineage: Eukaryota; Metazoa; Arthropoda; Insecta; Diptera; Culicidae. Gene Ontology annotation, biological process: extracellular matrix organization; collagen catabolic process; proteolysis. Gene Ontology annotation, molecular function: zinc ion binding; metalloendopeptidase activity. The record is from RefSeq and is a predicted model, not a curated record. The transcript has 4 exons. Gene Ontology annotation, cellular component: extracellular matrix. The coding region runs from base 15 to 1733 and encodes 572 amino acids.
GCCGUUCGUAAAUUAUGUGGGUUUAUUUGUUAUGCAAUGUGAAUCAUAAACAAACUCGCAAUUGUUUGCAAUACAAAGUCGAAUCAUUCCUCUCCGACUAUGAAUUGCCCAUUCCCUCGUUAUCAAUCCGUCUGGUUGGGUUGACCUUAAACCAGUCAGUGGGAAAAUCAGAAACGAACCUUAUCUUUGCGUGCUCAGUUGCAAUCGUUGCGUUGUGGUUUACUGACACACUCGGAAGCGAUCGGUGCGAAGACAUGAUCCUCGUCGGACGAUCAUCAGUGACAGUUUGUUUACUGCUGAUUUGUUGUGAGUUUACGCACUUGAAUGUUGAAGCAGUUCCCGCCACAACUUCCCCAGAUCCAAAAGUUUCCAAAUUGAGUAGGAAGAAAGCCUCCAGACGAGUUCGAGUUUUACCUGAUCCUGCGGAAGUUCUGCUGAUUCCAGAUGUUUCCGAGCUAGACGCUGAAGUGGUCCUGCGUGACCUGGGUUAUAACGAUAUCGAGGAGGAUGACAUCGACCUCCACAGGAUGCCGGAUUCUUCGGAACUGGCUUUGAGCGAGAUCAUCCGGAUUUUCCAGCAUGACAACGAUAUCCCGGUGACGGGUGUUUUGGACGAUGAGACCAAGCUGGCUAUCGGAAGGCCACACUGCGGUUCGAAGAAGAGUGCAAAGCUCAAAACAGGUGUUCGAAAGUGGAGUAAAAACGUGAUCAGCUACAGUAUCGAGAACUUUCCACGUGGGAAGCGCGCAGCUCCCAUUCAGUCGAUGCUCAAGAAGGCAUUUAACGAGUGGAGUAAGGUGACGAAUUUGGACUUUGUGGAGGUGGAUGGUGUGGAUGCCGAUAUCGAGAUCAAUUUUGGGGGCCGACUGCACAAGAAACGUGGCAGCCGGUGUACGUUUGAUGAUGCAAACACUCUGGCCCAUGCCUUUUUCCCAGAAGUUGGUGAUAUUCACUUCCAUACCAGGUACUUCUUCAACGACGAGGAUGUUACGUUGGAAGACUUCCUAGAUACGGCAAUGCAUGAGAUCGGACACUCGCUGGGUCUGGAGCAUUCGAGAUCGAAGACCUCGCUUAUGCAUCCUACCGAGAGCAACCGGUUUACUGAGCCUCAGCCAAUCGACAUUAAGAGUAUCCAAGAAAUGUACGGAGUUCGAAGAGGCGGAAGGUCCAUGGGUAGUGAAGCUCCCAAGUUAUGUUCCUUGGAGAAAAUCGAUGCAGCGAUUCAAGAAUCGGACGGAAAUCUGUACGUUUUCUCGGGGAACUUCUAUUACAACGUGAACGAGAAACGUCCCGUUGGGCGGUUGAUAUCCUCAAAAUGGCCGGGACUUCCAGGAAAUAUUGAUGCCGCGCUAAGAUACGGAGACGGACGAAGCUACUUCUUCAAGGGUAACAAGUAUUGGCGAUUUGCAGACGGUCGGCUGAAUGCGGGUCACCCAAGGUUGAUCAGCGAGGGCUUCCGCGGGUUGCCAAGCAAUAUCGACGCGUUGAUGAGUGAUGAUGAUGGAGAUAUAUUUGCACUGAAAGGUGGCCAAUACUGGGUGUACGAUGUGAGCAAAAGGCGCGUCGGUUCGGAGUAUCCUGCCAGGAUGAGGGAUAUGGGAUUACCGGCAAACGUCGAUGCAGCGUUGGAUACCGAGGAUGAACUGGUUGCUUUCAAGGACGGUUUGAAGUACGUUCUGCAACCAAGUGGACGAUUUCGAGUGGACGAGAAUGAGUGGCUGGUGUGUGAGUGAGAGGUACACACAAAUCGCAAAUAAUGAAAACGAAAUGCGAAAAUAGAUAAAACUAAAUAUGUUUCAUCUCAAUGUGAAAAAAAAUCCUAAUAAUUUCGUUAUUUUCCACAGAAAUUUCGUUACCUACUGCAAAAAAUAGUUUCGUG